Molecule: messenger RNA, 5008 nt
Organism: Sphaerodactylus townsendi
Lineage: Eukaryota; Metazoa; Chordata; Lepidosauria; Squamata; Sphaerodactylidae
Gene: SREK1
Product: splicing regulatory glutamic acid and lysine rich protein 1
Exons: 13
Coding region: 1328-3052 (574 amino acids)
Cellular component (GO): nucleoplasm
Molecular function (GO): RNA binding
Source: RefSeq, a predicted model, not a curated record
CAACGCACCACUUGCUUUUUCCUCCAAAGUAUGUUAUAUUAAGUUUCGGGAAUCUUCGAGUGUUGGUGUGGCCCAGCAUCUAACAAACACGGUUUUUAUUGACAGAGCUCUGAUAGUUGUGCCCUGUGCAGAAGAUGACUAGACUGGCCAAGGCAGACCUGUUACACUUGCCUGAGUUAGGCCUUGUUUGCCAUGCCACUAUACCUGCCGCCAAGUGACAACUUCAUGGGGGAAAUGAGAGCGAAGGCUGGCCUGCAGAAGACGGACGCCCUGUCUCUGUUUUUAUUAUUUUUAUUUUGUUUCUUUUUUUCUAAUUUUGUCCCUUUUUUCCUUUACUUCUUUCAUUUCUACUUGUGAACUGGUUUUUCAGUUCUGUAAAUUUGGUGUUCUGUUAUAAGGGUUCAUGAUUCAUUUGAAACUUGAUUCUGUGAAACUGCUCAUAGAUGAGAAUUCUGUCAGCGAAGCAUUCUUAGUCAAGGCUAAGUACCAUCUUGGAGCUGACUUAGUAAUCAGUCUGAAUGCAAUGGAAAUAAUUUCCAUUGAAAUAAAUUGGUAUAACUUCUAAAUAGACCACGUUGGGAUUGGGUUGUUCAACAAGUGAAGUACUAAAUUUGGUUCUGUAGAUAUGUGGAUUCCCCCUGCCCCCCGGACUACACUUUUCCUGAAAUGUUUUUGUCGCUUCCUUUCUUGACACCCUCCCCCACCCCAUCCCUGGAACCUCUGACUCUUACACGGAAAGCCAUAGACCUUAGCAAGUCAGCACCAUUCUCUAGAUAGACAGUGGGGCCAUCAUUUGUGAGAUGUCCUCUCGUGCAGCUGCAAUAUGCAUGUGCAUAUUGCAAUGAUGUGGGAGAUCAUCAAAAGGAAGAGGCUCCCUUGGUAACUGGAUAAGAAUGAGCAGGAAGCCAUUGUUGUUUCCAGCUGUGUCUUUGACCAAAGUAGAAAAUAGUUUAAACAUUCAGGUUUCUGAAAUAAAAAACUGGAGAGCACUCAAAUCUCUGUAAACGGACUAUGAAGUAUUGACCAGUGUUUGUUUUGUAUACUGUCUUCUCUUUGCUGUAGCAAUCUGUAGGAAGAUGGAACCCGCCAUUUAUUUGUCUCGUGAACCUUGACAUAUGAUUACGGCAUACUUUCUUAGUGAUGCAGCCAACACGAACGGUUGUCAUGUGUAACACAACUUUCGAUCACCGUGAAAACAGCGUCCUGCGAAAGCGUCCAUGCUUGAUAUCGUUUGGUUCAUGAACAUUAAGUUUCCAGUACAGGUAAAAUUCCAGAUGAAGCCAAAGCCCUCUCUCUCUUGGCACCUGCCCCUACAAUUACAACCCUGAUGUCUGGUGGAGGAUUGCUUCCUAUUCCAACACAAAGUCAUUUGAGUCAGCUCAGUGUUUCCCUUAGCCCCCUGGGAGCUAUACCUGCAGCAGCACUGGACCAUAACAUUACAGCCAUUGGAGACAUACCCCAGCCACCCAUUAUGGGCAAUGUGGAUCCUUCCAAGAUUGAUGAAAUUAGGAGAACUGUGUACGUUGGAAACUUGAACUCGCAGACUACUACAGCUGAUCAACUGCUUGAGUUUUUUAAGCAAGUUGGAGAAGUCAAGUUUGUACGGAUGGCCGGAGACGAGACUCAGCCAACACGCUUUGCAUUUGUGGAAUUUGCUGACCAAAAUUCUGUACCUCGAGCCCUUGCCUUUAAUGGUGUUGUGUUUGGAGACAGGCCACUGAAAAUUAACCACUCCAAUAAUGCAAUAGUGAAGCCUCCUGAAAUGACAGCACAAGCUGCUGCUAAGGAGCUGGAAGAAGUGAUGAAGAGAGUGCGGGAAGCUCAGUCUUUUAUAUCUGCAGCCAUUGAACCAGAGUCUGGAAAGAGCAGUGAAAGAAAAGAUGGUCGAUCGCGCUCCCAUUCACGUUCAGAAUCCAGGUCUAGUUCAAAAUCUCGAAGGAAAAGAUCGUGCUCAAAUCGCAGGACUAGAUCCCGUGACAGAUCACGCUCAAGUCAGAAGGAGAGGCGCCGCUCCAGAACCCCGACCAGAAAGCGUUCAAAAUCUAAAGAACGACGAAGAUCCAGAAGCCGUUCCCGUUCUCGAGAGAAGAAGAAAGAGAAGGAGAAAAUGAGAGAAAAGGAAAAGAUCAGAGAGAAAGACCGAGAUAAGGAAAAAGAGAAGGAUCGGGAGAGGGACAAAGACAAAGAAAGAAGCAGAGACAAGGAUAGGAGCAGAGAUCGAGAGCGAGACAAGGAAAAAACCAAAGAUAGAGACAAGGACCGUGCAAAAGAGAAAGACAAGGAUAGAGAGAAGGAAAAGGACAGGGUUAGAGAGAAGGAACGGGAAAAAGACAAGGAGAAAGUUUUAGCUGCAGAAAAAGACAAGCUAGAGGACCUCGAAAAAGAAGGUGGAAAAGAUAAAGAGAGGGAGAUGGAAAAAGACAAAGACAAGGAGAAAGAUGGCAGUGAACAAGUAAAAGAAAAAGAGGAGGAAAAAGGAAAGGCUCAGGAGAAAGACAAAGUUGAGGGGAAAAUCAGUGAAAAAGAGAAGGAUAAGGAGGGAGAGAAGGAGAAAGAGAAGACAAGAGAAAAGGAGAGGGAAAGAGAGAGAGAUGACAGAAGAAAGAAGGAGAAGAGAUCAAAGACCCCUCCCAGAAGCUAUAGUUCAUCAAGAAGGUCACGCAGUUCCAGCAGGGACAGACGAAAGAGGAAAAGCCGAAGUCCCUCAAAGUCUCCAAGACCAUCCAAAGCCACGAAAAGGAAAUCUUCACGGUCACCAUCUCCAAGGAGAAACAAGAAAGACAAAAAGCGAGAACGAGACUCAAGUAACGACAGAAGAGAGAGGGAGCGCUCUAUAUCCAAGAAGAAGAGCAGCAAAGACAAAGAUGUUAAAGAAAAGUCUGAGAAAACCACAACGUUGAAGGAUAAAGAUCUGAGUAAAGAGAAUCAGAAUUCUGAAACUGUCAAAGCCGAGGAGGAGAAUACAGAAGUAGCGGAAGAAGUCAAUCUACAGCAGAACGGGAACUGUCAACCAAAUGAAGAAAACCUCUCGGUUAAAACAGAGGACGUAUAAAGUAUUGACUGGACCUCUGACCCAUCUGUGGAAGGAAAUGCAAAGAUUUUUCUGUCCCCACCCCAGUGUCCCAAAUGAAGAGAAACAAUACCGAGCAAUCAAAUCGGACACGUCCUGUUGUGCUACCAGUUCUUCCAGUUUUUCUGAUGGGCUGGCAGUCUUUGAAGACAAGCGAGAAGCAGCAGUGACUAAUAUCAUAUGUUGUGACAAAAGCCAGUGGUUUCACAUCUGGUCAUUUGUAGGAGUUCUUGUGUUUCUAUGGCGAGAAGAUUGGCUGUCAGCUGUUACAAAUAAGUGGAAGUCUGUAAUCUGCUGGUGUUGCACUGGACGUUGAUAAAAUAUUGGUAGCUUAAUAAAUUUCAUGUUUCACUUUGUGGGUUUUUAAACCAAACUCCAUGUGACCUGUUUUGAUAACGUGCUUGAAAAUGGUGCAGAAACACACAUGCUUCCUUUAUCGUUGUAAAUGACAGUGCUGAACAGUUUUAAUCUAACACCACAGUUUUACAGUUAUUGUGUUCAUGCCCACAAAAGCUAGCAGCGAUUCUUUCCUUUUGUUGCUUGUGACUUUUUUCUUUUUUUAUAUUUUAAGAAACUUCUUUACAAAUCGAUCGAAAGUCUUUCUCUUACUAGUAGUCAGUCAAUGCAUGCUAAUGUUCUGAUUCUAGAAAGAACGGCCAUUUUAAUACUGGAUUUCCAUUCUUCCAGCUAUAAGCACAUCUGUGUAGUAAUCUCUGAACAACUGGUUUUUGUUUUUUUGAACUGCAGUGCAGCGUGCUCAGCACAUGCAGAUAGGACAGAUACCUGUGAUGAAAAAUAAAUGUUUGCUUUCAAACUGAGACAUGAGAGCACAAGCUGACGUUUUAGUGCCUUCUUUGAAACGCAGAGUCCUGAUUUCAGGAAAUGUGCGCUUUGUAAUCCCGUCUUUCUUUGAAUCCUUCUUGAUUGUCUGGAUCAGAAUUUGAGAGGUCUGUCAGCCUUUUCAAUCCUUGGGUUGGUUGGUCAGUAGUACGUUGAUUUGUUUUAAGUGGGGAAAAUGGCGCAGUGGAAAUCAAUGUUCAAGGGUACUUGUAAGAUAGGCACAAUUCAGUUGUUCUAUACAUUGCUGUACUGUAUGCCGCUUCAGUAUGCCAAGUCAGUGAGCUAAAGAGUUCUGAAUAAAAGUAUUUCAUCUUACCUGGGCUGUGGAUUGGAAAGAAUAUCUAACGUUACUGCCAAAGGUGCCCUUUGCAUUUGUCGUAAUUUGAACACCCCUAACAUUUUUAAUAAUCUCUGGUACCCGUUGUUUAACAGGAUGGGAAUGGAACAGAGUCCAUUUUGCUUGUUGGGAAACGUCCCUUCCGAGAACAGCACGUGGGUAGAUGCAACCCUCUCGCUUUCAUUUUUUGGAAGAGCGGUGUCAGAAAGACCCCAGCCUUACACGAAAAUCAAGACCUGUAUUUGAAAACAAUAUAAUCACAUUGCCUUACUUCACAGGAAAUAAUUAUUUCAAUCUUAACAAAGGCCAAGUAGCAUAAAUGACUUGUUUUCAAUCUGUGAUUUCCCAAUUAAAAUAGUUCUAGAAAUGUAAACAUUUUAUGGUGAAAGGACAAAUGAAAGUUGAGUGAUAAGACAAUAAAACCUAGGUUUAUUGUGUCGCGGCUUUAAUUGCCCCCUUUAUUGUGAUCUAAGGGUGUGUCCUCUUCCUCCUUUGGCCUUUAUGUACAUUAAAACUUUUGUGAAUGCUUUACCAUGUAAAGUAAGGACAGUCAUUUUUGUGAUGUUUAAGCCACAUGCAGUUGGCUGGCAAACAGCUUAUUCUGGUUAUAGAGGAAUGACAAAUCUACGAAAGACUGUGAAAGAUUGUGUCCUGGAACAGCAGCUGUCAUAUUUAUGAUGUGUAAGUAGAAUAGAGCAAAGAAUGUAUACUUGUUAUCUUUGGUACCAUUUCACUAAUAAAAUUAAGUAUUUUAGAGGGAA